AUGAGCUCCUCUGAAAAUGUACGCGUUUGCCCUAUGAAAUUUGGGAGUCUCCACAGCUAUGGCAUGUUGAGGUUAGCUAUUCCCUUUCAGUGGAUCCUCCGACAGAGGUCGAAGAGGGGUUGCACACAUUGCACUGGUUGAGUCUAGACCAUUGUACGGAGGAAGUCUUUUCAAGGAUUUCUAAAGUAAAAAAGUUGGGGAUUAUUUGUGGAUGUGAGUCAAAUCUAGAUGGCAUCAAGUCUAAGAACCUAAAUAAUCUUAACCGUUUGCGUGAGCUUGAGAAAUUAAUGAUUGCAUUUCGGAAAGGUUCGUCAUUAGGCCUUCAGAAUCUGGAUUAUUUGCCAAAAUGCCUCAACAUCAAGAAACUGAAAUUGAAGAGAACUUGUUUGCCUUGGAGUGAAAUAAGUGCAAUUAGCAUGCUUCCUCAUCUUGAGGUGCUAAAACUGAAAGAAGCCUCCAGUGAAUCAAAUUGGGAAGGCACUGACAGAAGUUUUAGAAAGCUAAAAUCCUUAUUCCUAGAAGCUAAAAACCUCAUUUCUUGGCAACUUAAUGAGGAGGAACAAUUUCCUUGCCUUGAGCGCUUAGUCCUUAAAAGGUGUUCGAGUUUGGUAGUGAUUCCGACUGACUUUGAAUGUAUCAUACCACUGAAGUCAAUUGAAAUAAAAAAUUGUUCCCCUGAUGUUUUGGAGUCCGCCCAUUUGGUUAAUAAAAACCGGCAGGAUGAUUAUGGAUACAAUCCCAUUGCUAUUCGCCACGUGGACCAAAUCGAAGAAGGAGUUGAUGAUGAUGAUGACGACGAUGAUGAUGAUGAUGAAGAAGAAGAAGAAUAAAUGAAUGGGAUAGCAAUGAUUUGUAGGAUCGGAGUGUGGUUUUGGUGAUUCAUAAAUGUUGGAGUUUGCUUUUUGAAUUAUCAUCAGGACAGUGGAUUCCUUGCGUUUGUUUUUUGCCUUUUUCUCAAGAAUGAUUGUGUUGUUACAUGUUUUGUGUAAUUGUAUAAAUUAUUGAGUUUGUAUUAUUAUUGCUUUUAGUCUUCCAUA
Molecule: messenger RNA, 1037 nt
Organism: Ipomoea nil (Japanese morning glory)
Lineage: Eukaryota; Viridiplantae; Streptophyta; Magnoliopsida; Solanales; Convolvulaceae
Product: putative late blight resistance protein homolog R1A-3
Exons: 3
Coding region: 288-830 (180 amino acids)
Biological process (GO): protein folding
Molecular function (GO): alpha-tubulin binding
Source: RefSeq, a predicted model, not a curated record